Bipolaris zeicola 26-R-13 is the source of this 264-nucleotide messenger RNA. RefSeq lists its product as uncharacterized. Gene Ontology annotation, molecular function: enzyme regulator activity. Lineage: Eukaryota; Fungi; Ascomycota; Dothideomycetes; Pleosporales; Pleosporaceae. The record is from RefSeq and is a predicted model, not a curated record. Gene Ontology annotation, biological process: GPI anchor biosynthetic process. The transcript is spliced from 2 exons. Gene Ontology annotation, cellular component: dolichol-phosphate-mannose synthase complex; endoplasmic reticulum membrane. The annotation marks the transcript as partial.
CAGGCCGAUCGCCUCGUGGGUCUCAGCAUGCUCGUCGCAGCGACUGCCGUCUUCGUCUACUACACCGUCUGGACACUGUUCAUGCCCUUUGUUGAUGAUGACCACAUCCUUCACUCUCUCUUCCUCCCUCGCGUCUGGGCUAUCCGCAUCCCCGUCAUCCUCCUUAUUCUCGGUACCACCGUCGUUGGCAGUUUCGUCUCGGUAGUAAUGAUCAAGAGCAAUCGCAAGAAGGCACUCAAGGCCCAGCAAAAGAAGGCAUCAUAA